Messenger RNA from Rhizoctonia solani, 1539 nucleotides. Its product is annotated as SET domain-containing protein. The transcript is spliced from 7 exons. The record is from RefSeq and is a predicted model, not a curated record. Gene Ontology annotation, biological process: peptidyl-lysine monomethylation. Lineage: Eukaryota; Fungi; Basidiomycota; Agaricomycetes; Cantharellales; Ceratobasidiaceae. Gene Ontology annotation, cellular component: nucleus. The coding region runs from base 1 to 1539 and encodes 512 amino acids. Gene Ontology annotation, molecular function: protein-lysine N-methyltransferase activity.
AUGGCUUCCCAGCGAGUUAUAAGCUUACUUAAUUGGUGUAAACAUCACGGAAUUAUUUUAUUCAAUAUUAAUAUUGUUGAUGGCUCGACCGAAUCUCAGGAAGACACAUCUGGUAUCAGUGUUUUUGCGAGUAGUAACCUGAGUCAUUCAGAUCUGGUGGCUAAAAUCCCCAAACACAGCAUUAUAUCGCGAAAAACAUCGCGGCUCUUAUUGGACACACCUCAUUCUGAGGCUAGUAAAGACGAUGUGAUGGAACUCGCGCUUGUAUUGGCUUAUGAGCUGGCGCUCGGUGAACAAUCUGCAUGGGCCGGGUACCUUCAAUCGCUUCCACGUGAACAGGUGCCUGUUGCGGCCCUUUGGGAUGAAAACGAAGACAAGGAUUCUCAGCAUGCAUGGCUGUGGCUUCAGGCCACUGAAACGGCCCGAGAAAUUCAUGAAUUGAGUACUGGAUGCACGAUCUCGCAAACCAUAUCUAAUUUUUACUACCAAGUUGCCAAUCCGACUCUGAACCAAGCAGGUCACAAGGCGACACUUGACGAUUUUCGGCGAGCUUGGUCACUUGUUUCAUCCCGAUCCUUUAGGGUAGACUCUUACCAUGGCCUUGCCAUGGUGCCCAUCGCAGAUGCUUUUAACCACAUCGGAGAAAACCAGGUACAUAUUGAGACUGACUUUGAUGUCUGUCCCAUUUGCGGAUCGCUCCAAUCUUGUCCUCAUGACGAAGAGGAGAUUCAAGGGAGCUCCAAUCUCACUGAAGGAAAAACGGUCCUAGAGAACACUUGCGAUAUGGUUAUGAACGCUCCGGUCUCAACUGGAGACGAAAUAUUCAAUAGUUACGACACGAGCCUGCCCAAUUCGACGCUUCUCGCUCGCUACGGCUUCAUCCUCGAAGGGAACGAGCAUGACUACGUAAGCUGGGAUACCACGCACCUGCCUCCAAGUAUGCAGGGCUGCACUGCUUCACUUUUAGAAGAACUCGCUGGAACCUGGACUGAGGAACUAUUGAAUGCAUCGUCCCUAGUGUACGACUUCCGGAAUCCUUUUGGAUCGUCGGUUCAUACCGACUCCACCCUGUAUGUCCAAGGCCCCGCCCAUCGAGUACCUCGCUACCGGAUCAAUUCAGAUGGGCUUGUCACGAUUGAGCUCUGGGUGACGGCUGCAGUGUGUUCUGUGAAGGCGACAAGUGACAAUGAUUUAGGUUUAAUUUCCAAAUCUUCGCUGGGGCGCCUUGCUACGACACAAGUCGCUGUCGAGAACAAUGAGGAUGUUGAUUUGGACCCCGAUAACUUGGCCACCACAUUGUUGCAAUUACGGAUUCUCGCGAACCUGCUGCAGAACCUGUGUCGAAGUCGCCUAGAGGGAAUGUACAUGCCUGAACUUUCUAUUUCCGAAUGCGGCGACUUGCUAGAUAGCCUGCCGGCCACUAUGGUGCGAUCUCGGAUGGCCGUUUCACAGGCAUUGAGCGAGCGCGCCACGCUGAUCGCUUGUAGAGAUGGGUGGGACGGCUUGAUUGCGAGUCUCGAGGACAUUAGUUUAGAUUGA